Messenger RNA from Oncorhynchus masou masou (cherry salmon), 2150 nucleotides. RefSeq lists its product as uncharacterized. Gene Ontology annotation, cellular component: cytoplasm. The transcript has 3 exons. The record is from RefSeq and is a predicted model, not a curated record. The coding region runs from base 115 to 390 and encodes 91 amino acids. Lineage: Eukaryota; Metazoa; Chordata; Actinopteri; Salmoniformes; Salmonidae.
AACCUGUUCACCUUGUCUGCUGCAACACCUUGAAGCAGUCUCCACUCCACACACACACUCUCCACUGAAUCACAUUAUAUUGAUAUUUUGUAGCAGUACAUAUCAUCAGGCAUCAUGUCUAUCGUGGUGUAUUUCAGCAGCGUGAGCGGAUCCAGAGAGCUAAAGCAACAGCAGAGCCAGAUCUUCUCCUUCCUGGACUCGAAGAAGAUCAAGUACCAGGCGGUGGACAUCACCCAGGGGUCAGAGAUCAAAGAGGAGAUGAGGAAGAAGACAGGAAACCCUGCCGCUCUGCCACCACAGGUCUUCAACAAGGACGUCUACUGCGGGGACUUCUCUGUGUUUUAUGAAGCGGUGGAGACUGGAAAAGCAGAGGCCUUCUUUAAACUGUAACAGACAGAGGAAGAUCACCUGCCAGAAGACUCUCCCCUCCACUUCAGAAAGUAUUCACACCCCUUGACUUAUUCCACAUUGUGUUGUGUUACAGCCUGAAUUCAAAAUGGAUUGAAAAUGUUUGCAAAUUUAUUGAAAGUGAAAUACAGAAAUAUCUCAUUUACAUAGGUAUUCACACCCCUGAGUCAAUACAUGUUAGAAUCACCUUAGGCAGCGAGUACAGCUCUGAGUCUCCAUGGAUGUCUCUAAGAGCUUUGAGUCUCCAUGGAUGUCUCUAAGAGCUCUGAGUCUCCAUGGAUGUCUCUAAGAGCUUUGAGUCUCCAUGGAUGUCUCUAAGAGCUUUGGUCUCCCUGGAUGUCUCUAAGAGCUUUGAGUCUCCCUGGAUGUCUCUAAGAGCUCUGAGUCUCCAUGGAUGUCUCUAAGAGCUUUGAGUCUCCAUGGAUGUCUCUAAGAGCUUUGAGUCUCCAUGGAUGUCUCUAAGAGCUUUGAGUCUCCAUGGAUGUCUCUAAGAGCUUUGAGUCUCCAUGGAUGUCUCUAAGAGCUUUGAAUCUCCAUGGAUGUCUCUAAGAGCUUUGAGUCUCCAUGGAUGUCUCUAAGAGCUUUGAGUCUCCCUGGAUGUCUCUUAAGAACUUUGCUCACCUGGAUUAUACAACAUCUGCACACUAUUCUGUUUUAAAUUAUUCAUGCAAGUCAAGUUUGCUAGACAGCCAUUUCCAAGUCUUGCCAUAGAUUUUCAAGCUAAUUUAAGUCAAAACUGUAGCUAGGCCCCUCAGGAAUAUUCAGUGUAGUCUUGGUAAGCAACUCCAGUGUAGAUUUGGCCUUGUGUUUUAGGUUAUUGUCCUGCUGAAAAGGUGAAUUCAUCUCCCAGUGUCGGUAGGAAAGCAUACUGAACCAGGUUUUCCUCUUGGAUUUUACUUGUGCUUAGCUCUAUUCUGUUUCUUUGAUCCUAAAAAUCUUCCUAGUCCUUGCCAAUGACAAGCAUACCCAUAACAUGAUGCAGCCACCACCAUGCUUGAAAAUAUGAAGAGUGGUGCUCAGUGAUGUGUUGUGUUGAAUUUGCCACGAACAUAACACUUUGUAUUCAGGACAUAAAGUGAAUGUCUUUGCCAAAUGUUUUGCAGUUUUACUUCAGUGCCUUGUUGCAAACAGGAUGCAUGUUUUGGAAUAUUUUUAUUUUAUACAGGCUUCCUUCUAUUCACUCUGUCAUUUAGGUUAGUAUUGUGGAGUAACUACAGUGUUGUUGAUCCAUCCUCAGUUUUCUCCUGUCACAGCCAUUAAACUCUGUAACUGUUUUAAAGUCACCAUUUGCCUCAUGGUGAAAUCCCUGAGAGGUUUCCUUCCUCUCCGGCAACUGAGUUAGGAAGGGCGCCUUUAUGUUUGUAGUGACUGGGUGUAUUGAUACACCAUCCAAAGUGUAAUUAAUAACUUCACCAUGAUCAAAGGGAUAUUCAAUGUCUGCAUUUUUAAACACUAUCAUUGCACACAGAGCGAGUACAUGCAACUUAUGAGACUUGUUAAGCAAAUAUUUACUCCUGAAUUUAUUUAGGCUCACCAUAACAAUGGGAUUGAAUACUUGACUCAUUUCAGCUUUUCAUUUUUAUUGAUUUGUAAACAUGUGAAAAACAACAACAACCAUAAUGCUACUUUAAAAUGGGGCAUUGUGUGUAAGCCAAGGACACAUCUCACAAGUUAAGGGAUGUGAAUGCUUUCUGAAUGUAAAACCAUUGUCUUGUUUAGCAAAAUAAAAGUAUUCACAUUUU